CAAAUUUUUGACUCCAUCACUUAUCCAGCCUGAUCAUAAUAACCCCAAUUUUGCACCGAGAUAAAAGGAUCGUCAACUCUAAUAAUGUGGUGAAGAGGAGGAGAGUCCAAAAAAGUAUUUAGUGCAGUACAUCAUCGUGAACAAGGAUGUGGUCGAGUGGAACGAAACAUUUUGUCCAUUGCUGUCUUCUCACAGGAUUAAUUGGUGGAUUUGAGAUUGCAACUGGGGGAUUAUCACUGUGGGGGAAUGAAUCAGAGUCUGCAGAACCACCAGAUCCUUGGGCGACGUAUGGAGUAUUUUGGACCAUUGUACUCUAUUCCUUACGAUUCCUUACAUUCCUAGCACUGCCACAAGUCAUAUUCAAUGCAAUGGGUCUUCUUCUCUUCAAUGCGUUUCCGGAAAAAACAUUACUCAAAGGAUCGCCACUUCUUGCGCCUUUUAUCUGCAUCCGCGUUGUCACUCGGGGGGACUAUCCGGACCUCGUAAAGAAAAAUGUAACACGGAAUCUCAAUUUAUGUUUGGAUGUGGGACUGGAGAAUUUCAUCGUGGAGGUGGUCACAGACAAAAAGAUUCCAGGGCUGAGCGAAUACAGUCGAGUGAGGGAGGUAGUGGUGCCCCCUUCGUAUGUCACAAAAUCUGGUGCUUUGUUCAAAGCAAGGGCCCUCCAAUACUGUUUGGAGCAGGAGGUUAACAUAUUGGCCGAUUCCGAUUGGAUUGUUCAUUUAGACGAGGAAACUAUCCUUACUGACAACGCCAUCAGGGGUAUCCUAAAUUUUGUUUUUGAUGGCAAGCAUCAAUUCGGACAAGGUGUCAUCACUUAUGCAAAUGAUCAGGUUGUGAACUGGUUCACUACCUUGGCGGAUAGUUUUCGAGUUGCAGACGACAUGGGAAAACUUCGGGCCCAAUUCAAAUUAUUCAAUAAGCCAUACUUCUCAUGGAAAGGGUCUUACGUUGUGACUCAGGCUGGCGCUGAGCGCAAAAUUGGUUUUGACAAUGGACCGGAUGGAUCGGUUGCCGAGGACUGUUUUUUUGGCAUGAAGGCAUAUUCAGAAGGGUAUACAUUCAAUUUUAUUGAGGGUGAGAUGUGGGAAAAAUCGCCGUUUACUAUGUGGGACUUUCUUCAGCAAAGAAAACGAUGGAUGCAGGGAAUCUACCUGGUUGUGCAUUCUGGAGCAAUUGAUUGGAAGAAAAAGAUAUUCCUAGCCAUUUCGCUCUACUCAUGGGUCACCCUCCCUCUGAGUACAUCCAACAUUAUUCUCGCCGUCAUGGCCCCCAUCCCUUGUCCUGCAAUCAUCAACUUUUUAUGUGCCUUCAUCGGCGCCAUGAACAUCUACAUGUACAUUUUCGGAGUGAUCAAGUCGUUUUCCCUCCAUCGAAUGGGUCUGGGUCGCUCACUCCUCGUUCUCAUCGGCGCUCUCUUAACAAUUCCAUUCAACAUCCUAGUAGAAAAUGUAGCAGUAAUAUGGGGUCUUUUUGGUAAUAAGUAUCACUUUUACGUAGUCAAGAAAGAGAUUAAGACAUCUACCACAGUGUAAUAAUACAUUCGCUGUCCUAGUUUAUAAAUUCACAUAACACGUCAAAUUGUCUGCGCCAUAUGCACGAAAGCAACAAUGUAAUCAACAAGCCGUUACUUAAUUUAGACACACAUUAUGUGUAAGUUAUUUGUGGCACAGUACGAGACUUACGACCGCUUGGUCACUUAUGCCACUAGUUACUUGCAACUACCACCUCGAUAUUCAUGUACUCACUUAUUUACUCUCGCACGGUAUUAAUUUCACAGUCCGAAUAAACGUAACGUUUCAUAGAAGCAUAAACAGCAGUAGCAGCUUGGAACAAAAGAAGUCAGUCUACAAAAUUUUUAUCAAUUAUGACUAGACACACAACAAUAACUUGUAAAUGUCUGUAACAAUAAUCUGUCAGCGUCGUCUCUAUGUUUUGCCUUUGUGUCAAUGCGUACUGAACAUUGCGUUCAGCCAGCAAGCAACAUACAGCUACAAUAGCUCUCUUAACAAACGAAUAAAGUAUUCAAAGUCAAACAUUA
Messenger RNA from Folsomia candida, 2041 nucleotides. RefSeq names its product beta-1,4-mannosyltransferase egh. NCBI's taxonomy places the organism in Eukaryota, Metazoa, Arthropoda, Collembola, Entomobryomorpha, Isotomidae. The record is from RefSeq and is a predicted model, not a curated record. The transcript has 5 exons. The coding region runs from base 147 to 1535 and encodes 462 amino acids. Gene Ontology annotation, cellular component: cytoplasm. Gene Ontology annotation, molecular function: beta-1,4-mannosyltransferase activity.